This is a messenger RNA of Yarrowia lipolytica CLIB122, 723 nucleotides long. Lineage: Eukaryota; Fungi; Ascomycota; Dipodascomycetes; Dipodascales. The record is from RefSeq and is a predicted model, not a curated record.
AUGGAUUUUUUUAUAUUUUUGGUCUAUUUAUUUUUUAUAUAUAAUUAUCCAUUGCAGCUAAUUUCCCCAACAAUCCCAACAGUAAUUAGUUGCGCCUACAUGGUGGCGGAAAUCAACUUCCUCGCUGAUAACCAGCAUCUACGUGAUGUCCAUUUCAACGUAAAUCCCCUGUUCGCCCCCCCGGGCCCCAUGGGAGCUAUCAUUGCCCAUUUUGCCAUGGGAGACUGCGUCUGCUUCAAUUGCCUGCACAACAGGCAUUUGAGAAACCAGUGCGACCCAGCGAUUCUCCGACCCCCUCGGGACCUCAAAGUGAUCCCCCACGUGUACGACAAGCUCAUGGGCAAGGAGAUACCUGAAGACCCGUCUUGGGCUAUUGCCAACCCCCUGUCUGAGCCCGUCAUGCCCGAGUGGUGGAUAAACGCUCUGAAGGCCAGGGAAGAGGAGAAGAAGGCAGAGGCCGAGGUUAGGUCAAAGGUCGAGGCCGAGAACAAGGCCAGACAAGAGGAGAAGUCAGCUAAUGAAUCCCGUGCUAAUACAGGCCGGGGUAGACACGGCACCAGCCGUGGCUUUACCAUGGGUCACCUGGUGCCUCACGACCCGUGUUGGGCUAUUGCCAACCCCCUUUCUGCUGCAGUCACCCACCACUGGGAGACAGAGGCUCUGAAGGCCAGGGAAGACAAGGCCAAGGCCAAGUCCAGACAAGAUGCGAACUCAGUCGAAUAA